Arctia plantaginis is the source of this 441-nucleotide messenger RNA. Lineage: Eukaryota; Metazoa; Arthropoda; Insecta; Lepidoptera; Erebidae. The record is from the annotation of a GenBank genome assembly.
AUGUACAAAUUUAUUGCUUUUCUUUUGUUUGUUACUGUAAUUCAUGCUGAUGUUAUUAUACACAAAGGAGCGAAGAAAGGCGCGACUCUGAAACCACUAUCAGUGUGCUGUGACAUCCCCGAGAUCGGUGAUGUUAAACACCUAACUACUUGCUCAAACCCUAAAGUUAAUGGACCGUGCAACGAUGUCCAAUGUAUAUUCGAAGAAUCUGGAUUUCUCAUCGAUAAUAACACGCUCAACAAGGAAGUUUACAAGAACCAUUUGAUCAAGUGGGCGGAGGAGCAUAAAGGAUGGUCACCUGCGGUUGACAAAGCUGUUAAAGACUGUGUCGACACAGACCCGAGACAGCAUCUGGAUUUUCCUUGCAAAGCGUAUGACGUUUUCGCAUGCACUGGUAUUGCUAUGUUAAAGAAAUGUCCAAAUGAAGCUUGGAAGUGCUGA